Molecule: messenger RNA, 513 nt
Organism: Lactuca saligna
Lineage: Eukaryota; Viridiplantae; Streptophyta; Magnoliopsida; Asterales; Asteraceae
Source: the annotation of a GenBank genome assembly
AUGGAGAUCAUCGGAGCCAACCCUUCUACGUCAGAAGCUGCUGUUGUGGACCAUCGCUGCUGUUCGUCGGGCAAUUGUGAUCGCCACCUCUCUUCUCUCUUUCUUGCUGCCGGCGUUACCACGUUUCACGGUGGUCUCUUCUCAGUCACGACCACCGCUGCCAUUUGGCUCGGUUCUGUUACUCAAGUUGUUGUUCCAUCCACUACAACUACCACCAUCUCGCGCCAUCUCUGCUUCUUCUGUUUCACAAUCAUGGGAUUGUCCAGUUGCCGCCUCCCUCCGACAGUGAGGUUGCUGCUCUGUGGGUAUAUGAGUCCCAAUGUGCGGGUGUUAGUCUCAACCCAUGUUGCAUGUGAGGAUGUGUUUAUAUGGCCGAAAAACAGAGAAGAUAACCACCAUGGCCACCAACCAUGGUGGCUACCGCCAUGUACCACCGCCGGCCACCAGUGGGUGGCUGUGUGUAUGUUUAUGUUAGUUAGUAUGUGUGGUUAUUUUAGGAUUAAAGCAUUGUAA